Messenger RNA from Periconia digitata, 873 nucleotides. The record is from the annotation of a GenBank genome assembly. NCBI's taxonomy places the organism in Eukaryota, Fungi, Ascomycota, Dothideomycetes, Pleosporales, Periconiaceae.
ACCUUGAUCCAUCCCUGGGCAAUCCGCAAAUCAUCAUCGGUGACUGGACCCUCGUCGCCCUUGCACUCUCCCUCAAAAGUCUCAGAUACGUUGCCAGCAGGAACGUACACAGACUUGUCUUUCUCGGUACUCUUGUCCAGCCAUCCACUGAUCUACUUUUAUGCCCACAUUCUAGAGUGUCAAUGGCGGUGCAAAAAUGCCGUCCUCGUAUAUUCAACUAUCUCGAAUCUUCAGUGGGAGUUCAAUCUAUUGUCGGUGGAUUUGGGGAAGUCGCGGCCAUUCUGGGUGACGUUUUAUCUUGAACCGUGUUGCGAUGGGUGGACGGAGGCUCCUAUGUGCUCUGGAGUAAUCUUGUUCGAUCUUCACAUAGAGCGAAUUAUCGGACGACAUGAACAACGCAUAUCAAAGCUAAAAUGGAGAGUAUUGAUGAUUAGAGCUCGAAAGAGCAGUUCGAAGUCGUAGCCGCAAAAGUAAUUCAAUGCAGUUUGUUUCCAAGCAGAAAGUGAUACUCUUUCAUACUGAAUAGGUAAUGGAAGACUUUCGCGAAGCUGGGAGUUGCUUCUAGUCUUCCAUUGCCCGAAAAUUCGUUGUCGUAGACUUAUUUUUCUCGUUCCGAACUAGAACGAUACGCCGUUUCAAUGCGUACCGUGAAACAGAUACAAUGGUUUAAAUCCUGUUCAUCAUUGUCUCAAUCGCUAUUCUGCGAGAUGUCAACGUCACGACAAAAACCACCGCCAUCAUCCAAGGGGUUAUGCAUACCGAAAGUGGAUCAUUGGAUGAUUGGCGGACAAAAGUUCUGAAUGACUCGGAAUGGAAUGAGGAAUUAGCACAUCGAAAAUGAUGUACUUUCAGAUAGCGUAAGAAUAGGUAUAA